CACAGCUUUAUUUAAAAAUUUUGAAACUGUCAAUGUCAAUUUCGCAGUCAUGAAUGACAACUAAAAAUAUUAUGAAUUUGUACUUUCUUUAAAUUCUAUAUUGUUUAGAAAUAAACAAUUUCACUAUAUAUUAAAAUGGCGGGGACAUAUUAUUUUGUCAUUGUUGGGCAUUCGGAUAAUCCAAUAUUUGAAAUAGAUUUCAUUCCAGCCACUAAGGAAGUGAAGAAAGAAGAUAACAGACAUUUAAAUCAGUUUAUAGCUCACGCAGCUCUAGACUUAGUUGAUGAACACAUGUGGAAAGUGACUAACACAUAUUUGAAAUCUGUUGAUAAGUUCAACCAGUGGUUUGUUUCUGCUUUCGUUACUGUUAGCCAGAUGCGGUUUAUAAUGGUGCAUGAUGCACGCAAUGAAGACGGCAUCAAGAACUUCUUUACAGAUGUUUAUGAAGCCUACAUAAAAUUGAUGUUGAAUCCAUUCUAUAAAGAAGACACACCUAUAACAUUACCAGCUUUUGAGAAGAAAGUACAAUUUCUUGGGAAAAAAUAUUUAACAUAGUAAAUUCGACAGUGAACAAAUCAACAAAUUACAAGAUUAAAUUAUUUAAUUAUAAGAGAUGUAAAUAUAUUAAGUACAUAAAACUAAUUUAAGAGUUUCAGAAGUUUUAUUAUAAACAGUUUCCUAAAAUAUCACACAAAUGAAAAGGCGGACAUGGUUAUGCAACUAUAAAAGACCAUGAAAAUCUUUGCUUAUAAUUUAGUGAUAUCCAGGAAUAUUGAAGUCAAUAUGUGGAGAUAAAUCAUUCAUACUUAUAAUAAUGUAUCUAUAAGGUAUACAAAACAAUUAUAUUGUAAAUUCUUGCUUUAAUAGUGCUAGCACUUAUUGUCCUUACAGAUUUUGUCAAUGUCUUCUACAAACUCUGGCAAUAAAUAGAAAAAAUGCUGUUACCCAUAACAUGUGUAAUAUUUAUUGUGAUAAAUAUUACAUGCUUACGUAAUUAACAUACAUAUUAAUUUGACUUAAUUAUCAAUUAGAGCAAAGAGGUCUAUGACAAAACCUAAUUCUGAAGUUUUGAACCUAAA
Messenger RNA from Galleria mellonella (greater wax moth), 1079 nucleotides. RefSeq names its product trafficking protein particle complex subunit 2-like (gene Trs20). Gene Ontology annotation, biological process: endoplasmic reticulum to Golgi vesicle-mediated transport. Bases 136 to 555 code for a protein of 139 amino acids. The transcript has 4 exons. Gene Ontology annotation, cellular component: TRAPP complex; cytoplasm; nucleus. Lineage: Eukaryota; Metazoa; Arthropoda; Insecta; Lepidoptera; Pyralidae. The record is from RefSeq and is a predicted model, not a curated record.